Messenger RNA from Sorex fumeus (smoky shrew), 2564 nucleotides. RefSeq names its product neurotrophic receptor tyrosine kinase 1 (gene NTRK1). Gene Ontology annotation, cellular component: axon; signaling receptor complex; plasma membrane. The transcript is spliced from 17 exons. The record is from RefSeq and is a predicted model, not a curated record. The coding region runs from base 59 to 2455 and encodes 798 amino acids. Gene Ontology annotation, molecular function: neurotrophin receptor activity; transmembrane receptor protein tyrosine kinase activity; ATP binding. Gene Ontology annotation, biological process: cell surface receptor protein tyrosine kinase signaling pathway; protein phosphorylation; multicellular organism development. NCBI's taxonomy places the organism in Eukaryota, Metazoa, Chordata, Mammalia, Eulipotyphla, Soricidae.
GCCGCGCGUCGCGCGCACAGACGGGCUGCCCGGCCGGGGCCAGGCGGGUGCCGCCGCGAUGCUGCGAGGCGGAUGGCGCGGGCAGCGGGGCGGGCACGGCCGGACCACGGGCCCGGGCAGCCUGCUGGCCUGGCUGAUGCUGACAUCCGCGGGGGUCGCGCCCUGCGGCGAGGUCUGCUGCCGGCACGGCCCCUCGGGGCUGCGCUGCUCCGGGGCUAGGGCUCUGGAUUACGUCUCCCACCUGGCAGGGGCCGAGAACCUAACGGAGCUCCACAUCGAAAACCAGAACCUGCAGCAUCUGGAGCCGAGUGACCUCAAGGGCCUGGGGGACCUGAGAAACCUCACCAUCAUCUGGAGUGGCCUCCAGUCCGUGGCGCCAGAUGCCUUCCACUUCACCCCUCAGCUCCGUCGUCUGAAUCUCUCCCACAAUAAGCUGAGGUCGCUCUCCUGGAAAACUGUUCAGGGCCUCUCCUUGCAGGAACUGGUCCUGGUGGGAAACCCACUGAACUGCUCCUGUGCCCUGCGCUGGCUGCAGCGCUGGGAGGAGGAGGGGCGGGGCGGAGUGCGCCUGCAGAAGCUAGAGUGUCAUGACAGAAACAAGUCUUUGCCCCUUGGCCUCAUGCCCAACAGCAGCUGCCACUUGCUCACGUUGAAGGUCCAGGUGCCCAAUGUCUCGGUGGACAUGGGGGACAAUGUGUCACUGCGGUGCCAGGUGGAGGGGCGCAACCUGGAGCAGUCCGGCUGGGGCGUGGCCGAGCUGGAGGAGUCCGCCACUGUGACUGAAUCUGGGGAGCUCUGGGACCUGCAGCUGACCCUGGCCAAUGUCACCAGUGACCUCAAUAGGAAGAAUGUGACCUGCUGGGCCGAGAAUGAUGUGGGCCGCGCUGAGGUCUCUGUCCAGGUCAACGUCUCCUUCCCGGCCAGCGUGCGGCUGCACCCCGCCAUGGAGCUGCACCACUGGUGCAUCCCCUUCUCGGUGGACGGGCAGCCAGCGCCGUCGCUGCGCUGGCUCUUCAACGGGCUCCUGCUCAACGAGACCAGCUUCAUCUUCACCGAGUUCCUGGAGCCCGCGGCCAACGAGACGGCGCGCCACGGCUGCCUGCGCCUCAACCAGCCCACGCACGUCAACAACGGCAACUACACGCUGCUGGCCGCCAACGCGCUGGGCCAGGACGCUGACUCCGUGGUGGCCGCCUUCAUGGACAACCCCUUCGAGUUCAACCCGGAGGACCCCAUCCCCGUCUCCUUCUCUCCAGUGGACACCAAUAGCACAUCUGGAGACCCGGUGGAAAAGAAGGACGAAACACCUUUUGGGGUCUCUGUGGCCGUGGGCCUGGCUGUCUUUGCCUGUCUCUUCCUCUCUUCGCUGUUCCUUGCGCUCAACAAAUGCAGCCGGAGGAACAAGUUUGGAAUCAACCGCCCUGCUGUGCUCGCUCCUGAGGACGGACUGGCCAUGUCCCUGCACUUCAUGACAUUGGGUGGCAGCUCCUUAUCCCCCACUGAGGGCAAAGGCUCUGGACUCCAAGGCCACAUCAUCGAGAACCCGCAGUACUUCAGUGACGCCUGUGUCCGUCAUAUCAAGCGCCGGGACAUCGUGCUCAAAUGGGAACUGGGGGAAGGAGCCUUUGGGAAGGUUUUCCUUGCCGAGUGCCACAACCUGCUGCCGGAGCAGGACAAGAUGCUGGUGGCCGUCAAGGCGCUGAAGGAGGUGUCGGAGAGCGCGCGGCAGGACUUCCAGCGCGAGGCCGAGCUGCUCACCAUGCUGCAGCACCAGCACAUCGUUCGCUUCUUCGGCGUCUGCACCGAGGGCCGCCCUCUGCUCAUGGUCUUCGAGUACAUGCGGCACGGGGACCUCAACCGCUUCCUCCGGUCCCACGGGCCUGACGCUAAGCUGCUGGCUGGCGGGGAGGAUGUGGCUGCAGGACCCCUGGGCCUGGGGCAGCUGCUGGCUGUGGCCAGUCAGGUGGCUGCGGGCAUGGUGUACCUGGCGGGUUUGCACUUCGUGCAUCGGGACCUGGCCACCCGCAACUGCCUGGUGGGUCAGGGGCUGGUGGUGAAGAUCGGCGACUUCGGCAUGAGCAGGGACAUCUACAGCACCGACUAUUACCGGGUAGGAGGCCGCACCAUGCUGCCCAUCCGUUGGAUGCCGCCCGAGAGCAUCCUCUACCGCAAGUUCACCACCGAGAGCGACGUGUGGAGCUUUGGGGUGGUGCUCUGGGAGAUCUUCACCUACGGCAAGCAGCCCUGGUACCAGCUCUCCAACACCGAGGCCAUCGAGUGCAUCACGCAGGGCCGGGAGCUGGAGCGGCCGCGCGCCUGCCCGCCCGAGGUCUACGCCAUCAUGCGGGGCUGCUGGCAGCGGGAACCCCAGCAGCGCCGCAGCAUCAAGGACGUGCACGCCCAGCUGCAGGCCCUGGCCUUGGCACCCCCCGUCUACCUGGACGUCCUGGGCUAGCGCGGGGAUCUCAGAGCAUCUCACGCCCCCUCAGCAUGCAGGAGGGGACGGUGGGGCUGGUGUGGAGGAUGUGCCCGCGCCUCCAGGCGGCCUCUGUCGUAGCAAUUAU